CACACACACACACACACACAGCAUUCCAGAACAGCUGAAGAGGAAGAUGGAGGUCACUGCUCGUUGUGCUGCUGUGCUGCUGCUCCUGCUCAUAUCUCAGGCCCUGGUUGCUGUGCACUCACAGGAGGAGGAGGAGGAGAGUAUCCAGGUGGAGGAGCUGCAGGAGGAGGACCAGCAGGUCAUUGAGACAUGGACACGGAGCAUCAAAGCCUGUACGUGCGACUGUGAAUCCGCUGCUCCACCGACACGUACCCCUCCCACCAUCCCACCUGCCCUGCCGACCACGCUGCCGCCUCCGCCUCAGGGUCACCCACUGAACUGCAUGCCAGAAUGCCCCUACCACAAAGCCCUGGGCUUUGAAUCUGGAUCUGUGACAUCAGACCAGAUCAGCUGCUCCAAUCAGGACCAGUACACCGGCUGGUACUCCUCCUGGAUCCCCAACAAGGCUCGCCUCAACAACCAAGGCUUUGGGUGUGCAUGGCUGUCCAAGUUCAAUGACCAGCACCAGUGGAUCCAGAUUGAUCUGAGGGAGGUGGGGGUGGUGUCUGGUAUCCUCACCCAGGGCCGCUGUGACGCUGAUGAGUGGAUUACUAAAUACAGCAUCCAGUAUCGUACUGUGGAUACUCUUAACUGGAUCUAUUACAAAGACCAGACAGGAAACAACAGGGUUUUCUAUGGGAACUCUGACCGCUCCUCCACGGUGCAGAACCUGCUGCGUCCACCUAUCGUGGCUCGUUAUAUCCGCCUGCUGCCACUGGGCUGGCACACCCGCAUCGCCAUGAGGAUGGAGCUGUUGAUGUGCAUGAGCAAGUGUGUGUGAGGUGUACACAGUCUGCUUUUUCUCCUCAUCAUCCAUCCUUCCCCUGCCAACCUGCUGCUUGCCAAAGGGGGACAUUGGUCCAGCUUUCUGAGAUGACCUUCAUUUCCUCAGUGUGUCCGUCUUUAUUUAGUGAGGCUCAAAGCAAACUAAGUCUCGGGCAGGUGGACAUGUCUGGUGUCCUUUGAUGCACUAUUUUAUCUGUCUUAAUAUCUCUAUAUAAACACUAGAUUGGACACCUUUUUUAACGAUAAAGGA
Messenger RNA from Lates calcarifer (barramundi perch), 1075 nucleotides. RefSeq names its product retinoschisin. The record is from RefSeq and is a predicted model, not a curated record. The coding region runs from base 47 to 820 and encodes 257 amino acids. The transcript is spliced from 6 exons. NCBI's taxonomy places the organism in Eukaryota, Metazoa, Chordata, Actinopteri, Centropomidae.